AUGAGCUGGCUCGCGUACCUCUCCGCCGCGCCCAUUGCGCUCAUCAUGCUGCUCCGCGCACUCUCCCUGGUGCUGCCCGCGCGACUGGCCCGGCAAGCCACCUUUGUCGCCUUCAGCAUCACCGCGUUCCUGUUCCUGAUCCUCUGUGCCAGCUAUGGCGUCUUCGCGAGCGUCUUCCUGCGGGCCAUUGGCUACGGUGGACUGAGCCAGUGGACGGUCGGGCGCGCGUUCAAGUGGACCAUGUGGCUGAGCACGGGAAUCACCUUCCGAGUGGACGAAGCUGGGGGUAGGGAAGAAGGUGGGAGGAGAGGGGGCAAGGAGGCCUUGGACACGAGGCCUGCAGUGUUUGUGGGCAACCACCAGACCGAACUCGAUGUCCUGAUGCUUGGCUGCAUGUUCCCCCCUUACUGCUCCGUGACAGCAAAGUCCAGCCUCAAAUACACGCCCUUCCUCGGCCAGUUCAUGGCUCUCUCCAAGACCGUCUUCAUCGACCGCGCCAACCGUGCCACGGCCCGCGCGGCCUUUGACAGCGCCGCAAACACGAUGCGCAACGACCGCCAAUCCGUCUUCAUAUUCCCCGAGGGCACACGCAGCUAUGCGUCCGAGCCCACAUUGCUGCCGUUCAAGAAGGGCGCAUUCCAUCUUGCUGUGCAGGCGCAGGUACCCAUUGUUCCCGUCGUGGCGGCGAACUACAGCCACGUGCUGGAUAUGAAGAGCAAGAUCGUCCGGCCGGGCGUCGUGGACGUCACUGUCCUGCCAGCGAUCCCGACAACAGGCAUGACCGCAGCGGACGUGGAUGGUCUCGUUGAGCGGACAAGGAACGCAAUGAUGGAUGAGUUGGUCAGACUCAGCCACGUCAGUGGGAGCAAACAAGGCAAUGGUGUGCCGCUGCCGAGAGCAAGUGGCGUCGAGCAGUUCCGAAAAGAGCUGAGGCAGAGGAGUUGA
Messenger RNA from Ascochyta rabiei, 945 nucleotides. RefSeq names its product 1-acylglycerol-3-phosphate O-acyltransferase. The record is from RefSeq and is a predicted model, not a curated record. The transcript has 2 exons. The coding region runs from base 1 to 945 and encodes 314 amino acids. Gene Ontology annotation, cellular component: endoplasmic reticulum; membrane. Gene Ontology annotation, biological process: phosphatidic acid biosynthetic process. NCBI's taxonomy places the organism in Eukaryota, Fungi, Ascomycota, Dothideomycetes, Pleosporales, Didymellaceae. Gene Ontology annotation, molecular function: 1-acylglycerol-3-phosphate O-acyltransferase activity.